GUAGGUUUUCACAAACGAACUUCACUUCUCAUUCAUUGGACAAUGAAGAGGAAGUAGUCGGAUGGUUUGUUGUUAGCUUGACUAUGCAAGUCCCAACAGAAAAAAAUGUAUUAUUUAGUAAAACAAAUGCAUAAUUUAUGUAUUAGUCGUUAUUCGAAAGUCUUCGUGGGGUUACCUCUCCUAGAUAUUUAUUUGUAACCGCAGAGAUUAUUUAUCCUCCUGGGUUUGCAGUAUAAAAUGUAGCCAGGCUGCAUUAGCAAAGUGAUGGACUGUGAAGCUCCGUGAAGCUAAAGCUCCUAACAACACAGACCUAAUCAGUCUCUGUGAGGUUGACGCUGAUAAAGUUCAUGGUUUAAUACAACAAGACGAGUCCACUCUCCGAACUGUUUGACGCAGCAAAGAGGGAUGCGGAUGAAACCUUAAUGUACUAGGACAUGUGAAGGCUGAAAACAAGCAUUGUGGAAAAAGUGAAUCCCAGGUGGAGCGAGGAUGACUGAGAUGAUGAAGGUUGAAGCUGAUGAACCUGGAGGGUUCGGCUCGGAAGCCCCCGUGCCUGCAGGAUCCACAUCAGAACCAGAGGAGGAAACACAAGAUAGCAAAGAUCUCAACCUUCAGAUUGUGGUGGUUAAAGAAGAACAUUGCGAUUCAUGGAGCUCCAGCUCCGACCAGCAGGACCCUGAGCCCCCCCACAUAAAGGAGGAAGAAGAGGAACUGUGGAUCAGUCAGGAGGAGGAGCAGCUUAUUGUGAAGACCGAAGAUGAAGAGAAACCACAGUUAUCAGAUCUUCAUCAGAUGAAAACUGAAGGCAACACAGAGGCUGAAGGUCUGAGCAGCAGCUCAGCUGAACAGAAGGAAACAGAACCUGAUGGAGUCGACUGUGGAGGACCAGAACCAGACAGGAUCCCAGAUCCACAGUGUUCUUCCCAACAAAUUAAGAUGACUGUUCACAAAAGAGGUAAAAGAUCUAAAAUGAGUUCCAAGCUUACAACUCAGAGUGCAGUCCAAGCAGGAGAAAGGCCAUUUGGUUGUGAUGUUUGUGGCAAGAGAUUCAAAUGUAGAAUUCACGUUGACUUCCACAUGAAGACUCACACUGCAAAGAGAGAGCAUAACUGUGAUUUUUGUGGUAAAGGAUUUCAAGACGACCAUUCCCUACAGACGCAUGUAAGGGUUCACACUGGAGAGAAACCUUUCGCUUGUGACGAUUGUGGGAAAAGGUUUCAUGCAAAGAAUAUUCUUAAUAGUCACAUGAAAGUCCAUUCAGAAGAAACAUUUCCUUGUGAGGUUUGUGGCUCAAUAUUUAAAAGAAAAGAAAGCCUCAAGAAGCACAUGUGGACUCACACUUCACAGAGACCGUUUGUCUGUAGCGUUUGCAGCAAAGGGUUUUUGAAACAGGAUCAUCUAAAGGGCCACAUGCGUAUUCACACAGGAGAGAAGUCGUUCAUUUGUAGUUUCUGCAGCAAAGGGUUUUCACUGCAACACAAUCUGAAAAGACACAUGGUUGUUCACACGGGAGAGAAACCACUGAUUUGUACCGUUUGCAGUAAAGGAUUUUCGCAACAUUUAGAUCUGAAGAGACACAUGCGUGUCCACACAGGAGAGAAACCCUUUAUUUGUAGCGUUUGCGGUAAGGAAUUCUCAAAUCCCGGGGGUCUGAAGAAGCAUAUGAAUUUUCACACCGCACCGUUCAGCUGCAACGACUGUAGCAAACAUUUUGUGGACGAAAUGCAGCUGGAGCGACAUGCGAGAGUUCACAUAGAGGAGAGACCGUUUGCUUGUGACGUCUGCAAAAGCAGAUUUAAUCAUAAGUGUCAUCUUAAAAAGCACAUGCGAGUCCAUUCUGGAGAGAAACCGUUUAUUUGUGGUGUUUGCAACAAGGGAUUUACAUUGCAGGAGAACCUAAAGAGACACAUGCGCACUCACACGAGGGAGAAACCGUUUGAGUGUAGUGUUUGCCAUAAAGCGUUUUCGCAGCAUGGAAAUCUGAAAAGACACAUGGGUGUUCAUGAGGCCUGCCACUCGUGAUUAUUUUGAUGGUUGACAAAUCGCUUCUGUAAUUUCCCCAACAGUCUUUAUUUUGCAGAUUUUUGGAUGCAUCUCUGAUCCAACACCCUUGUCAUCGUGGCAUUCAGCUUCAGGCGUGUUGGAAAAGGGAUGCAGCUAAAUUAGGCACUCCCUCUCUGCAGAAUGAUAGAAAUUCUCACAGUAAGUUGAGACGUGUUUAAAUACACUUGAAAAUACAAUUCUUCUGUAGCUGUAUUUUAAAUUAUGGUUAGGCAAAAUCCAUUUUUAAUACUAUUAAUCAUUCAUUGCUACUAGAGAACACUAUCGGAGAUUCAGAGCCAAUUUCUGAUCUUUGGGUUCAGUAAAGCAUAUUAUGUGAACCUAUCAUCUUAAAAUCUAAUCAUGUCUUUCACUCAUUUAUUGAAGCUACUAGUGAUGGUGCCAUUGGUUAAAUCAUUGAUGUCCUUUGACUGUUUCUCUUU
Messenger RNA from Poecilia latipinna (sailfin molly), 2483 nucleotides. RefSeq names its product gastrula zinc finger protein XlCGF57.1-like. Gene Ontology annotation, biological process: regulation of transcription by RNA polymerase II. The coding region runs from base 490 to 2022 and encodes 510 amino acids. The transcript is spliced from 3 exons. Gene Ontology annotation, molecular function: DNA-binding transcription activator activity, RNA polymerase II-specific; RNA polymerase II cis-regulatory region sequence-specific DNA binding. Gene Ontology annotation, cellular component: nucleus. NCBI's taxonomy places the organism in Eukaryota, Metazoa, Chordata, Actinopteri, Cyprinodontiformes, Poeciliidae. The record is from RefSeq and is a predicted model, not a curated record.